UAAUAAUUAAAAAUAAAAAAUUUAGCGUCGUUCGUUCCGGUGGAGACGAGAGGGAGAAGGGAAGAGAUGGCUCUCGUUCGUUAAUUCCCCUCCGGAGACUCCGGUGAGAAAAAAAAGUUACAUCGAGAAAAUUCGUUCCUAUCUAUCACUCACUCUCAUCAAUCCACGAGUUAUCACCUCCUUCUCUCCUUCAAUCUCUCAUCGUUUCUCGUUUUUCUCUUCGAUAUUACCGGAAGAAUCCGAGAAUUUUUUUUUUGGGAUCAGAUCUAAUUAUUAGAUUUGCAAUAGAGCAAUGCUCACGGAUCGAGGGAGGCGGGUUUCUAUUUGCAAUGCGAGUUUAAAAUUCCGUGGUGAUUUUAAUGGUUACGGAUUCGUAGAUCUCUCUGAAGGUUGCCGUGAUUGGAGUCCUUCGAGCAGAUCAUCAUCAUCAUCAUCUGUUUCCAAGAUUCUGCGUAUCUCGUCACCCACCUCGUCUCCACCUUCUGCUACCACUCCUACCGGCGCUGGUUAUAUCGAACACGAGGUCUCCAAGCUUGAUACUCUCGCUGGCAUUGCCAUCAAAUACGGCGUUGAGGUUGCAGAUAUUACGAAGCUGAAUGGGCUUGUGACUGAUCUUCAGAUGUUUGCUCUCAAGUCUCUCCGGAUUCCAUUACCUGGCAGACAUCCUCCUUCUCCCUGCUUAUCUAACGGCUCUCUUAAUCUUGGAGAGGGGUGUUCCGAGCAAGCUUCAUCGUCAGCAAGCAAUGGCAACCACCAAGACUUAUUAUUUGACUCCUUCCAGUCUUUGAAAUUGAAGCCUUCAGAAAAGAAGGUUUCUCCAGCCAUGAACUCCUUGCAAGGUUACUAUGGAUUGAAACCAAAAAACAGAAGAGCUUCUGAAGGUUUUGAUAUGGGACUGUACAAGAAGAAAGAGUCUUGUCAUCUCCAAGACAAUGAUCAGUACCUAACUCCUUUACCAGCCACCAAUACUCCCUUAAGUCACCACAGAAAAUCAAGAAGCUUGGUAGGUGCAGUCCUCGCCGAGGUCAACCAAUCACCAAACUAUUUAAAGGCAGGAGAAGUGGAUUCUGAUAGGCCAAUGAGAAGACGCCAAAAAUCUGAAGCCGAUUUUAAUUCACGAGCUCCAGAACUGCUUUUGAAAGAGGAUAACAGAAGUGGUGUAUUUUCUGCAAUAGCUGGCAAAGGUUUAGCACUGAGAUCCAAAGCAUCAAGCAGAACUAACUUAUCAGCAGAUACUGAGACCGGUAAUGUCAAUUCCACACCGAUCAAUUUAAUGGAUGCUCCUGUGGGAGACAGCUUCUCAAGCGUGAGGAAAUCGUUUAGCGCCUCUAGUCUCCAAGAAACGAACUGUAACAGCAACGGUUCAUCGCUAUGGCCAACCUCCAAGUGGACCCUGAAACCUGAUUUACUCACACAAGCAGCCAUGGCGAGUUCUAUUUUUGAUGGAUUGCCUAAGCCUUUAACUGGUAGGAGAAUCAAAAAGGCUGUGGACUAAGAUUAGUUAGGUUCCCGUCCGUCUCGUUAUUGACUGCCCGUCCACUCCAAAAGCUAAAGAAGCCGAUAGCUUAUUUAGAUUGGUAAGUAAAUAGAAGUAAAAAGUGUAUUAUUAUUGCAUUUCAUUUUAUUAAAAACCAAUAAUGUAAUAGGUGGUGAAAGUGAAAGUCAAAUUAGGCAAUAAUUUUUUCUUAAAAUUCAAAAGAUUUCAAACAUUUUGAUUUGUUGUUGUGUGUUAGAUGAAUAAUGGAAUACCAGAAUAUUCAAACCUA
This is a messenger RNA of Camelina sativa (false flax), 1766 nucleotides long. NCBI's taxonomy places the organism in Eukaryota, Viridiplantae, Streptophyta, Magnoliopsida, Brassicales, Brassicaceae. The record is from RefSeq and is a predicted model, not a curated record.